CAUCGGCGCAGUCACACUCGUCUUUAUUUUUCGCUUGCGGACUAAACAAGAAUGGUUGAUCGGCGCUCGAUCUCAGCCAGCCCCACUACGAAACGUUAUUUAUGAGCGGUUCAUAUUACAAAUUUAUUUGUUUGUUUUUGUGUAUACCGACUAUCGUAUUAUUUUAACAAAUGUGUUAUGUUCAAAUCACCAUGCGUUUCAAUAUUAUUUAGUAGCGCGCGCUGUAAAUUAAUUUCUUUUCCAUUUCGCUGCACGCUUUUCGUCUCGUCAUGGAUAUGGACGCCCCCCCUAAUUCUAUAUACCCACAUUCCGCGACGCUUUUCGCCGCCAUCAGUGCCUGCGUAUUUGUUACAAUUGGUGUAUUAGGUAACCUCAUUACUUUGUUGGCACUACUCAAGAGCCCCACGAUACGAGAACAUGCGACAACAGCAUUCGUGAUUUCGCUGAGUAUAUCGGAUCUGCUCUUCUGCACGUUCAGUUUACCAUUAACAGCCGUGCGAUUCUUUCAAGAGAGCUGGACAUUCGGCACUACUUUGUGUAAGAUAUUUCCCGUCAUUUUCUAUGGCAAUGUGGCAGUUUCAUUGCUGAGUAUGGUGGGCAUAACUUUAAACAGAUACAUACUCAUAGCUUGCCAUAGCAGAUACUCACAGAUCUACAAGCCUAAGUUCAUAACACUGCAGUUGCUUUUUGUGUGGGCAGUGUCCUUUUUGCUGCUGCUCCCCCCCAUAUUGGGCAUUUGGGGUGAGAUGGGCCUCGACGAAGCGACCUUCUCGUGCACAAUACUUAAAAAGGACGGGAAAUCGAUAAAGAAAACACUAUUUCUCAUCGGGUUCCUGCUGCCCUGUCUCGUGAUCAUUAUCUCAUAUUCCUGCAUAUACAUAACAGUUCUACAUCAGAAGAGAAAAAUCAAGAGCCACGACAAUUUCCAGAUUGCCAACGCCGCUGGUGGUGGCAAGGCAACGUCCGGUUCCUAUAUGACGACAACGAGCACACGGAAGGCGCGCGAAGACAAUCGGGUGACGAUCAUGAUGGUCACAAUCUUCUUUUGCUUCCUCAUCUGCUUUUUGCCACUGAUGCUUGCUAAUGUGGUGGACGAUGAGCGCAAAACGUCAUAUCCAUGGCUACAUAUCAUCGCCUCAGUGAUGGCCUGGGCCUCGAGCGUGAUCAACCCGAUCAUAUAUGCAGCCAGCAAUCGCAACUACAGAGUGGCCUACUACAAAUUAUUUGCAUUGUUGAAAUUCUGGGGCGAACCAUUGUCGCCAAUGCCAAGUAGAAACUAUCACCAAAGCAAAAACUCAAAGGAAUUAUCAGGCGUAAUACGCAGCACGCCAUUGUUUCAUGCUGUUCAGAAGAAUAGUAUUAACCAAAAGUGCCAAACAUAUUCAGUAUGAGUCUUUGUAUUAGGAUUUGUAGUUCAUACUAUAUUAUGUAUUAUUAUUUUUAAUUUAUACUGAUGCAUAUUAACAGCAUACAAGCAAAAUAUAUAUAUUAAAUAAAAUAUAUAGGCAAAUGA
Scaptodrosophila lebanonensis is the source of this 1513-nucleotide messenger RNA. RefSeq names its product protein trapped in endoderm-1 (gene Tre1). The transcript is spliced from 7 exons. The record is from RefSeq and is a predicted model, not a curated record. Gene Ontology annotation, cellular component: membrane. Lineage: Eukaryota; Metazoa; Arthropoda; Insecta; Diptera; Drosophilidae. Bases 270 to 1391 code for a protein of 373 amino acids. Gene Ontology annotation, biological process: G protein-coupled receptor signaling pathway. Gene Ontology annotation, molecular function: G protein-coupled receptor activity.